UAAUUGAAUUUUAUGCGUCCUUGAUGAUGUAAAACUCAGUUUUUUUUUUCUUUAAGUAUGAAAUGGGUAUUCAAUUGGAAAUUUUUCGUUGAUGCUCUCCAAGUGCCCCACUUGCCUUUUGACUUGCUACUCAAGUUUCAAACUGAAGCCCUGCCCCAACAAUAGGAUGGAGAAACCUAGGCUUUGCAGGAUUCUUUUGCCUUUUUGAAAUACGAUUUUGAAUAUGUUUGUUCCUAACUAAACUGAAAAUGCCCUAACUUUGAAACUAAACCUUGAUCCCCCCUUGUUUUGAAGCUGGGUAUUGAUAAUUUUUUGGAAUAGUUUUUUUGGUAUUAGGGUCCCCAUUUUAGAGUUUUUACUGUGCUGAAGUACUUAAUUUAUGAAAUGAAGGGUCUAUACUGAGGCACGAUUUAUUUAGUUUGAAGUUUCUCAGCAGUCCUAGUUUUGUUUGCCUCUAAGAAGAGAAGUUGCGUGAGGCAAGUAGUAAAUGUAGAACCAGAAUGGUAGCGAACUUUGGUUGUUUGCAUUUCAAUAUCCUUAAUUAGUGACUUCGGUUACUGAGAUACAAUUCAUCUGAGCUAUCACUCAUCUUGAUUACUGUAUAAAAAAACUGUUUAUUAACUAACUAUCAUGUCAAUUGGUAAUAGUGUUGUUGACAUAUUGAUACAUAUAUAAUGCUCCUCUACUCCAAUAUAUUAGUUACUUUCUAAAGAUAUAAUCUAGUUCAUUUUAUAAGUCAUGAUAGAAUUAUUUUGUUUUAAAUUACCUUUAAAAAUUAAGAAAGAGAAAGACAGAAAAAAUAAUAUUAUAUUAUUUGUUUGCUCCUUACUUUUUACUUAAUAGUUAUAUGUUAAAUUUCACUUACUUUUAUUUUUUAUACUUUUAUUGUAUUGAUAUUGAUGAGAUUGAUAGAAAUAAUUUAUAAAUAAAACUGCAUAAAAUAUAAUUUUGUUCCCAGACAUUACUCGUGUUUUAUGAGCAUGCCCAUUGGUUCGUGGGACGUCACUUACUCACGUGGGGUGUUAUGUUACUGUAGGCAAAUGAGUGCAUGUAAGCAGUAAGAAUACGCAAGUUUGUCUCUUACCUUAUUGUAAUUGUCGAUAUUUAGUAACAGCUCUUUCAGUUGCCCCCAAGAAAAAAACUGUGUCCAUGUUUUAUUGUGUUCUUUAAAAUUUUAUGCAUUUAAAACAUUUAAAUGAUUAAAGCAAAGGGAAAAAAAAACUAAGAAUAAAUUCUGGCAUACAGAAAAAAGGUCACCAAUUCAGUAUAAGAAAUCAAAUGUGAUAGAGUAGAUCAUCAUGUUAUAUUGAAGAACAAGCUAUUUGAGUUGUAUGGACAAUUAAUUUAUUUAAAAAUUAAACGUGUUUCUAGUUUUUUACCAAACUUGUCCAUUAAUUUUAAAAAAUAUAUGAUAAUUUGAAGUAUUAAUAUUAAAUAAAUACAAAAAUUAAUCGUUAUUUUUAAAAAUACUAAAUUUAUUAUCAAUUUCUAAGAAUUAUAUAUAAUGAACAGUAUAUAAGUUUUCUCCUUGCUUUUCGGUCUAAGGUACAGUGAGAACACCUUUACCGAUGAUCGAAACGUGAAUAGAUCUGUGUAUGAAGAUGACAGCACAAGUGUGGUUCUUAUUAUGUUGAAUUAGGAAACGAGAAUUGGCCACGUCUCUGGUUUUGCUUUGGAUAUAUACAUAUAAUAUCGGACUUCUAUUAGGUGUGUUGUUGGAAUUUGAACAUCUGUUGGGGCAAUUUCGGAAUUAUGCAUUGGCGGGGCGAGCAACUUAUGUCCAUUUACAUGCCCGAGUUGCAUAUUCCCUUCAACCCAUUGAUUCACCUUUUUUUUCCCGCAAGACCCAUUGACUCGCCUAAUCCAGCAGCUUUCAUAUAUGAACAAAAAGCAGCCACAGUUAAAUCUGAUUAUUCUCAGACUUCUUGAAAUUUUGAAAGAACCCACCAUGUCAUCACCAAGUGGAAUCGUUUGGAGCUAUGAAGAAGAAAAGGCGUUUGAGAAUGCCAUCGCAAUGCAUUGGGAUGAAGAAGACUCAACAGAACAAUGGGAGGAGAUUGCUUCAGCUGUUCCCAGCAAAAGCAUGGAGGAAUUGAAGCAACAUUACCAAUGGUUAUUAGAAGAUGUAAGUGCAAUAGAGGCAGGCAAUAUUCCACUUCCCAACUAUACUGGUGUGGAAGAAGCCACUUCUUCAAGUAAGGAAUUGCAUGCUUCUUCUUCCAAGGCUUCCACCUCAGAAAAGAAAUCCAAUUGCAAUUUCAGAACUGGGUUUUCUGGGUUGGGACAUGACUCAUCUGGCCAUACUGGUAAAGGAGGUUCUUCAAGAUCUUCAGAACAAGAAAGGCGAAAAGGGAUUCCCUGGACAGAAGAAGAGCAUAGGCUAUUUCUACUUGGUCUUGAUAAAUUUGGAAAGGGAGAUUGGAGGAGCAUAUCAAGGAACUUUGUGAUGUCAAGAACCCCAACUCAAGUGGCAAGCCAUGCACAGAAGUACUUCAUUAGGCUGAACUCCAUGAACAGAGAUAGGAGGAGGUCAAGCAUCCAUGACAUAACAAGUGUGAACAAUGGGGAUGUGGCCACUAACCAGGCACCAAUAACAGGGCAGCACACAAACACAAACCCAUCAAGCACAAUGGGUGCAGGACAAUCUGCAAAGCAUAGGGCUCAUCAACCCCAUAUAGCUGCAGGUAUAGGGAUGUAUGGAGCACCAGUAGGGCACCCGGUGGCUGCUCCUCCAGGGCAUAUGCCUUCGGCUGUAGGGACUCCUGUCCUGAUGCCUCCUGGACCCCAUCCUCAUCCUCAUCCUCCUUAUGUUGUUCCAAUGGCUUACCCUAUGGCAUCUCCAACAAUGCACAGAUGACUAUGCUUGGAUUUCUGGUUAGUUUUCAGUAUGCACUCAGAAGAGGAGCAGUUCCUCCUUCAUGUGGAAUGAAUCUAAUGGCUGUUGUAGUUUAAAUUCUAAUUUAGUCGAAUUUUGGUAAAAUCAUUAGUACCGUGAGAGUUCACAAGUAGUAGACUCUGUUUAAAGUGUCUUGCCCCUUCCCCCGUUAUACUGCAAGAAUAUGACAUGGUGUACAUGGUUUUGGAAAUAAAUUCAUUGUAAACACCAACGAAUCAAAGCAAAUAAAUUUAUCUACUUCUGGGCACAA
This is a messenger RNA of Prosopis cineraria, 3146 nucleotides long. Its product is annotated as transcription factor MYBS1. The transcript has 3 exons. Bases 1880 to 2857 code for a protein of 325 amino acids. The record is from RefSeq and is a predicted model, not a curated record. Lineage: Eukaryota; Viridiplantae; Streptophyta; Magnoliopsida; Fabales; Fabaceae. Gene Ontology annotation, molecular function: DNA binding.